AUGGGGUUCCAGUCCAAGUCCGAGCAACAUGGUGAGUCUGAUGCCUCGAGCUUGAGCAGUGGUGACCUGCAAUACACUGCUCAAGCCGGGGCCAACUCCUCUGUGCCAACCUACCAAGAAGCCAGCGGGGCGCCGGUCGAAAUCAACUCACCGUUGGGAUACUCGGUGGGUUGGAUUACUGUCGUCUUUCUCAAUCUCAGUAAGAUGAUCGGAACCGGUGUCUUUUCUACCCCAUCAACUGUCCUCAAAGGCGCCGGGUCCGUUGGCCUGGCAUUGUUCUACUGGGUCAUUGGAUUCCUCAUGGCCGGCAGCUCACUGGCCGUCUACCUGGAGUUCUCGUCCUAUUUCCCCAGUCGGUCCGGCUCAGAGGUCGUCUAUCUUGAACAGGCGUAUCCGCGACCAAAGUACUUCCUUCCGACUGUUUUUGCAAUGCAAUCGGUGUUGUUCUCGUUUAGCAGUAGUAAUGCGAUUGGUAUGUGCACCGGUUCCUGGGAGAAUAUAUCUGACCGAUUAGUCCUCGCGCAGUAUCUUUUCCGACUUGCGGAGGCGCAGUCCACACCGUGGAAGCUCAAGGGCGUUGCUGUCGCUUCCAUUGGUAUCACCGGCCUAGUUGUCCUUGGGGGACACACCAAGACCGAAGAUCCCAAGGCCAAUUUUCGCGACGCCUUUGCGGGUAGUUCCUCUGCCUCGGUGUAUGGUGCCACAAACGCCCUGGUCAAGGUGGCCUUCUCGUACGCGGGAUUCGAAAAUGCGUUCAACGUGGUGAACGAAGUCAAGAAUCCUGUCAAAACGUUGCGAUGGAGCGCGCCGCUCUCCCUCCUGCUCGUAGCAACCCUAUACAUGCUCGCCAACAUCGCCUAUUUCUCCGCCGCAUCAAAGGAAGAGAUCCUCGGCUCAAAGGUCGUGGCGGCGAGUAUCUUCUUCCAGAAAGUCUUCGGCACGAGCAGCGCGUCACGAGCCCUGAACUUCUUGAUCUGUCUCAGCGCAUUCGGGAACCUGCUUGCCGUUCUUAUCGGGCAGUCCCGUCUCCUCCGAGAAUGCGGAAGACAAGGAGUCCUCCCGUUCACCAAGUUCUGGACCUCGACCCGUCCAUUCGGCACGCCGCUUGGGCCCUACGCGCUGAAAUGGGCCUUGACCGUCCUCAUGAUUCUAGCUCCACCAGCCGGUGACGCCUUCAAUUUUGUCGUCGACCUGGGCGUCUACCCCACCAAUGCAUUCGCCUUAUUCCUCGCCAUUGGACUAUUGCUCACCCGUCGUCACCGUACACGGCACAACAUUCCACCUUCUGGGUACAAGGCGUGGAACGUGGUCGUCGGCUUUUCCAUCCUCUCGAAUCUGUACAUGGUGGUUGCGCCGUGGUAUCCGCCCGCGACGGGGGCGAAGGGAGGGGAUGUGAGUUUCUGGUAUGCGACGUACUGCGUCGUGGGGUUGGGAAUUAUCGGGCUCUGUGGGGUGUAUUACUACGUCUAUAUCAAGGUGUUGCCGCGGCUUGGCGGGUAUGCGUUCCGGCAGAUUGUCCUGCAAAUGGAGGACGGGGCGACGGCGCAUAAAUUGGUCAAGGUUCCGAAGGAGCAGUUGAAGGCAUGGGAUGCCGAACAUGAUGCUACGGGGAGAGAGCGAGCGAAGGAUGAGGCCGUUAGUACAGCUGUUGAUGUCAAGCAUGAUGGCGUCUAG
Molecule: messenger RNA, 1674 nt
Organism: Aspergillus fumigatus Af293
Lineage: Eukaryota; Fungi; Ascomycota; Eurotiomycetes; Eurotiales; Aspergillaceae
Source: RefSeq, a predicted model, not a curated record